UCAAGAUGUCUGCGCCCAUGUUGUCACAGUUAUGUAGUGCAGUAAAACUUGAACGUGACAAAGGCCUCCUAGAGCUUGAGAAGUAUCUGCAAAAUGAAAAACAGAAUAAAAUUUCUGAACUUUUAAAAGAAUUGUUGAAAUUGUUGUCCGAUGAUACUGCGUCUUGGGAAAUCAAACAUGGGUCUUUAAUGGCGGCAAAGAGUAUUUUUGAACAUAAAUCAUUUAAAUGUUCCGAGCACAUAGAGGAGGAUUUUGUUAAGACAGUGCAGGAAAAAGCAUUACAUUUGCUUAAUGACCCAGAAUACAGAGUUAGAUCAUCUGCAGGUGAGGUGAUGGGUGCUCUUUGCAAGCUAGUUGGCUCAGACGUGUAUAGUGAAUCAAAGUUGGUGAUCUUGGAAGGAAUUCGUUCCAACUUAGAAAGGCAGCCAGGACACGAAGAAGCCGAGAAAUUGGUUGAAAAGCUUGGUCAAAGCACAAGCCCAAUUGAGCCAGGAGCUCGAAGAGGCAGUCUUGAAGCAACCGAGAUAUUUCAUGAUACAGCCGGCUGGAAAUCACUAGAAACAUGGAUGAAGUGCCUCCAGAAUAUGAUUGAAGGAAGUAGCUACGGUUUCAACCGCUUUGUCAACCAGGAGUUGCUGGAUCUCAUUUUCUCUGCACUGGACCACACAAACCGGUUUGUUCGAGAAACCGGCUAUUAUGUGUGUUCCUCCCUGGUUGGGUGUGGCCUUAAGGAAAGAUGUGUUGAUGGCAAAACAGAUUCAUUAAAAAACACUUCAGACGUAAUAUUACAAAAAUGUGAUGCCAAAGGUGGUGGUCCUUCAGAGGAAGCUGCUCUAGCAAAAGAAAAUGCUAUCUAUCGCCAUGGUGAUCAGUUUGCAGAGUAUCUAGGGAAAGGACUUUCUGAUAACUGGAGUCAGGUCCGACUGGCAGCAUCUGUUGCAACAAGACGCUUUUUGAUGAGUCUUCCUACUGAGACAUGCAGAGUAAAAUUCUACCCGGAGUUGCUGCCCAGAUUGUGUCUCAACAGAUAUUAUGUUGCAGAAGGUGUAAGGAUUUAUUCCCAGGAAACCUGGAGACUGUUGACCCAUGGGGCUGGCAAGCAAUUGGUUGAGAAGUACAUGGAGCAUGUUGUGAAACACUACAUUGCUCAGACUGAGGCAGAUAACCAUGCAGUGAGAGAAGCUGCGUGUGCCUGUAUUGCUGAACUGGGCUCCAAGAUUGAGAAAAGGGCUGUAGCUCCAUACAUUGCUAAACUGUUGGCUGCUUUGUUGGUUUGCUUCAGUGAUGACAGCUGGCCAGUUAGAGACGCUGCCUGCAUUGCAUGUGGAAACUUUGUUCAGUGUUUUCCCAAAGAAUCACGGGGUUCUAUGCCAUCUCUCUAUCCACUGUUCCACAGCAACUUGCAGGACAACAUCCCAUCUGUGAGACAAGGAGCAGCUAUCGCAUUGUCGCGGGUCGUGUCCGCUUACGGAGAGGAAAGUUAUGAACACAUCUUCCCCAAGCUAGAGGAAGGUUUUAAAGGCGUGGAGAAACAAGCAGCCUCUGCUCAGAAGUAUUCGAACCUGGACAAGGGGCCAGCCACAUACGGAGUUGUCAAACAGCUGAGAGAUAAUGAUGACGCACUGCACACAAAUCAAACAAUGUAUUCCUGUGGAUCGUUGGCUCCGAAGAUGGGUCGUGGCAGAGGAGGUGGAUGUAUGGACCAUCAGUUUCGCAAACCACCAGAACCUUGGGAAUUAGCAGACGGAUGCAUUCACCUGGUGGCAGAAUUGUCGCCCAUCAGGGCAGUGACCCAGAAAUUAAACCCGAUUUUUCCUUUGAUGGCAAAGGCUUGCUCCUAUCGUCAUUACACACAGCAUGUCUACCUCCUGGAGUCCAUGUGUAAACAGCUCGCAAACAUUGCUAAAGGUCUGGGUAAACGACCGUUUAAGCAACACCUGGAGGCGUUUCUGGAUCCUAUCUUCUACAGUCUGUCAUGUGACAAUGUUCUUACCUCAAGUACUGCAAGUAACUGUAUUAUUGAACUGAGCAAUUAUCUUGGACCAGGUAUCUUCCGUGGCAGAGUGGAGCAGUAUAACCCGGACUAUUUGACACAACUUGAUACCUUGCCAUUACAACCUAUGUAAAGUGGACUAUCUCAACAUUGACGACUGAACUUCAACACAAUCUAAGAACGACUUUACCAUCACCUAUUUAAUGUAAAAGAGUUCAAAUAUCAUUUUUUAAAGUGACAUAUGUUGUCAUUUUUUCAUCAUCACCAUUAUUACAAAGUUUAUUUGAUGUCUGUGUUAAAAACUCUACUUUAGAGCAAAUAUCAAGUGUUGGUCCAUUUUUUUAUUUUUACUUUAUUUUUAUUUAAGCUAUUGAUUGGGCCUUGCUUAUUGUAGAUUUUAUCUCAUAAUAAAGAAAAGAAUGCUUUAUAGAAAAACCUGGAAUAGAAGCACCUUAUUUAACAAUUAUCUGUAUUUAACUGUCUUUUCAAGUAAAAGACUGUUAAAUUAGUGUUUUGUACAUUUGUACAAGUAUAUAAAGCCAACCGCUCAUAACGUUAGCUUUUGUGAACAAUUUUGAUUAUAGUUGUUCGUGUUUGAUAUACUGUUUAUAUUUAUUUAUGAAAUAUGAUUUGUAUUGUGUUAGUGAAGUCUUAGUUGUUGUUUUGUUAUUAAAUUUAAUGUUGCUCUAACAAAAUCAAAAAUGUCAUCUUUGGCAUGCUCAUGUGUUGGGAGGAGCAUUUAAAUGAAAGUUAAAGUUUGUUUUGAGCACAUUGAUUUAUUAAUCAUCGGCUAUUAGAUGUCAAACAUGUGGUAGUCUUAGAGAGGAAAUCUGCUACCUUUUUUUCCAUUAGUAGCAAGGGAUC
Molecule: messenger RNA, 2857 nt
Organism: Gigantopelta aegis
Lineage: Eukaryota; Metazoa; Mollusca; Gastropoda; Neomphalida; Peltospiridae
Exons: 17
Coding region: 6-2126 (706 amino acids)
Cellular component (GO): cytoplasm; nucleus
Molecular function (GO): molecular adaptor activity
Source: RefSeq, a predicted model, not a curated record